AGCUAGCCUGCUUGCUUCGAGCCUAGCUGUCUCCGUCCGUCUAGCUCCAGCUCUCCCUCGAGGCCCGGAACGCGAGGACGACGAAGAGCAGAGCCCCAGGCAGCCACAAUGCCGUCGUCGGGGAUCACCGCGGUGGACGCGGCCGCCAAGGGGAUGAAGCUGGAGCGGUACGCCAGCGGGGGCGCGCUGCUGCUGCGCCGGGCGACCAGCGCCAAGCUCGUGUCCGCGUCGUCGCACCUGCUCUUCCGCGCCACCGUGCUGGCCACGCUCGCGCUCGUCUUCCUCUUCACGCUGCACUACCCGUCCCUCCUCUCGCGCUCCUUCCACCUCUCCGCCGGCGGCGGCGGCGGCGCCGACGACGGCGCGCGCUCCUCCGCCUCGCACCGCAGCCUGCUCAUGUCCUCGGCGUCGUACGGGGGCGCCGCGUGGGAGAAGGAGGUGCGGCGGAGCGCCAGGCCGAGCCGGGACGGGGGCAUCUCCGUGCUGGUCACCGGCGCCGCGGGCUUCGUGGGCACGCACUGCUCGCUCGCGCUGAGGGCCCGCGGCGACGGCGUCCUGGGCCUCGACAACUUCAACUCCUACUACGACCCGUCGCUGAAGCGCGCGCGCCAGGCGCUGCUGGCCAGCCGCGGCGUCCUGGUGCUCGACGCCGACAUCAACGACGCCCCGCUGCUGGAGAGGCUCUUCGACGUGGCGGCGUUCACGCACGUGCUGCACCUGGCCGCGCAGGCCGGGGUGCGGUACGCCAUGGAGGCGCCGCAGACGUACGUGGCGUCCAACGUGGCCGGGCUCGUCAGCGUCUUGGAGGUGGCGGCCAAGCACGCCGACCCGCAGCCGGCGGUCGUCUGGGCCUCGUCCUCGUCCGUGUACGGGCUCAACACCGACGCGCCCUUCUCCGAGGACCACCGCACCGACCGCCCGGCGUCGCUGUACGCGGCCACCAAGAAGGCCGGCGAGGCCAUCGCGCACGCCUACAACCACAUCUACGGGCUCUCCAUCACCGGCCUCCGCUUCUUCACCGUGUACGGGCCGUGGGGCCGCCCCGACAUGGCCUACUUCUUCUUCGCCCGCAGCAUCGUGGCCGGCGAGCCCGUCACGCUGUUCCGCGCCGCCGACGGCUCCGACGCGCGCCGCGACUUCACCUACAUCGACGACGUCGUCAAGGGCUGCCUCGGCGCGCUCGACACCGCCGGCAAGAGCACCGGCUCCAGGUCCGGCAGAAAAAGCGGGCCAGCGCCGCUCCGCGUCUACAACCUCGGCAACACCUCCCCCGUGCCCGUCACCCGGAUGGUGGCCAUCCUCGAGAAGCUGCUGGGCAGGAAGGCCAACAAGCGCGUCGUCACCAUGCCCAGCAACGGCGACGUGCCUUUCACCCACGCCAACGUCAGCCACGCCGCGCACGACUUCGGCUACCGCCCUACCACCUCCCUCGAGGCCGGCCUCCGCCACUUCGUCGACUGGUUCGUCAGCUACUAUAAGCUCGACGCCAAGAUCGCCAAGCCCGCCGCCGCCGACGACGACAAGCCCGCGAAGAAGAAGAAGAAGAACAAAGCCAUGUCGGCGUCGUCGUGAUCGUACGUUCAUCGAUCAAGCACACACGGGCACACAGAAACAGAGCACCGCCACCGCCAAGCACAGUCACCAAGUGUGUAUUCUCUAGCUAGUUCUCGGAGGCCUUUUUCUUUUCUUUUUGUCUGUAACCAUGUAUUGUUCAAGCCCUCGCUACAUACUUGCUCCUCCUCCUUAUGCUGAUAGUGCUUAGUAGGAAGGAAUAAUGAUGCAAAUAACUGUUGCAUUCAUAUUGGUACGUAGAUAUAUAAAAAAAAGAUCAAACAGAGGAGGAGUGAGGACAGAUUGAAG
This is a messenger RNA of Zea mays, 1860 nucleotides long. RefSeq names its product protein capI. Lineage: Eukaryota; Viridiplantae; Streptophyta; Magnoliopsida; Poales; Poaceae. The transcript has a single exon. The record is from RefSeq and is marked validated. The coding region runs from base 109 to 1572 and encodes 487 amino acids.